Helobdella robusta is the source of this 363-nucleotide messenger RNA. RefSeq lists its product as hypothetical. The record is from RefSeq and is a predicted model, not a curated record. Bases 1 to 363 code for a protein of 120 amino acids. The transcript is spliced from 4 exons. NCBI's taxonomy places the organism in Eukaryota, Metazoa, Annelida, Clitellata, Rhynchobdellida, Glossiphoniidae.
AUGGUUAAUUUGUGGAAUGCUGAAAAGGUGGAUUACAAUCUGGCUUCAAACUCUUGCAAUGCUAAUAAAGUGUGCGGACAUUAUACUCAGGAAGUCUGGGCCAGCAGUUACAAAGUCGGUUGCGGUAUGACUCAAUGUGCAAAUCUGGAAAACCUCCUAAUAACAGUCUGCAACUAUUUAGAUGUAGGGAAUUUCAAUAACUUGCCCCCAUACACCUCGGGUGCUUCUUGUUCUGCUUGUCCCUCGGCCGCCCCAACUUGUGAAGAAGGCUUAUGUGCCAUCACGAACAACGUCUGCUCCGUAGUCGAACCUGACUGCAAUAUCACCGAUACGACCAACUGCCUCUGUGGUAAGCUAUUUUGA